AUGGUUUCCAAGAUCUCUGUCGUCCUCCUGGGCUUCUUUUGCGCCGUAAACUGCAACCCGUUGGGGGCAACUUCAGUUUGCGAAUCAGCUCCGAACCUUGGCCUGGGGCUUGGAGGUUACAGCCUUGGAGUACCUGCGGCCACUACGGUAUGCGAGUCCGCACCCAAUGUAGGCCUCGGCUUGGGCUACGGCUUAGGAGGACUAGGACCCCUGGGCGGUGCUACAACUGUCUGUGAAUCUGGACUUGGCUAUCCAUUAGGACUGGGUUAUGGUGGGCUGGGCCCUAUAGGUUAUGGUGGGCUGUAUGGACUAGGAGGCCUAGGUGGGUUAGGAGGUCUAGGCGGAUUGGGCUAUGGAGGGCUUUAUGGAUUAGGCGGUUUAGGACUCCUAGGCUAUGGAGGUUUGGGCCUAGGCGGUUUGGGCGUAGGAGGAGCGACGACUGUAUGUGAAUCUGCCCCUAAUGUUGGGUAUGGCCUCAAUGGAUUUGGUUUAGCUGGUUUGGGAUUAGGUGGAUUAGGCUACGGUGGCUUAGGAUUAGGUGGGGCAACCACUGUAUGCGAAUCGGCUCCUAAUGUUGGGUAUGGCCUAGGAGGUCUCGGAUUGGGCGGUUUGGGAUUAGGUGGAUUGGGCCUCGGUGGCUUAGGAUUAGGUGGGGCUACCACUUUAUGCGAAUCGGCUCCUAACCUAGGUUUUGCUGGACUCGGUGGACUAGGAUUAGGUGGUGUUGGUUUGGGAGGAGCAACCACUGUGUGCGAAUCAUCACCUAAUCUGGGUUUGGGCCUUAAUGCUCUUGGCCUCGGUGGUCUUGGUCUGAACGGAUACGGUCUGGGUGGAUUAGCACCUUUGGGUGGCGCAACAUCUGUAUGCGAAAGUGCUCCUAAUGUGCUGGGCUUCGGCGGUCUAGGUCUUGGCGGGCUAGGUGGACUGGGCUAUUACGGUUUAGGAGUACCUUUUUUAUAG
Amyelois transitella is the source of this 960-nucleotide messenger RNA. RefSeq names its product spidroin-1-like. The record is from RefSeq and is a predicted model, not a curated record. Bases 1 to 960 code for a protein of 319 amino acids. The transcript is spliced from 2 exons. NCBI's taxonomy places the organism in Eukaryota, Metazoa, Arthropoda, Insecta, Lepidoptera, Pyralidae.